AUGCAAUCAAGACAGACCCAUAGAACUGUACUUGGGGUGCUCAGUGAAAAUGAACAGCGGUACAGGACCCUUAAUGUGGGUGCUUCUACAAAGAUUGUUCCUGGGAUUGAGAAUGCAUUUCCUUUCCCUGGGAAGAUGGUCCCCACAAAUGCUGCUGCAGUGCCCCCCAAGACAUGCUUCACCAUCUAUGUUGAUGAGCCUGAGCUGGUUCAUGAAACUUAUCAGUUGGAAGUGGAACUUCCAAGUCUGGAGGAGUUGGAUGCAAAUGUCAUCAAAGAGAAGUUUGCCUUGCUGCCUGAUGUCAGUGCAGCCUCUCCAAUGAUGGUGGACUCUUCUCUUCCUCUUCAACCUGAGGAUACUGCUGGAACGGAUCCUGAUGCCAUUGCAGUUUCAGAGUACAUUGAAGAGAUUCAUCAUUACCUACGUGAGGCUGAAGUUAAAUAUAGACCUAAAGCUUACUACAUGAGGAAGCAACCAGACAUUACAUCAGUCAUGCGGACCAUUUUGGUGGACUGGCUUGUGGAAGUCAGAGAAGAGUACAAGCUUCGAAAUGAGACUCUGUAUCUUGCUGUAAAUUACCUGGACCGAUUCUUGUCAAGUAUGUCAGUACUAAGGGGAAAGUUGCAACUUGUAGGAACUGCAGCUAUUCUUCUGGCUGCCAAAUAUGAAGAGAUCUAUCCUCCAGAUGUGGAUGAAUUUGUGUACAUAACUGAUGAUACCUACACAAAGAAACAACUGCUGCGCAUGGAACACCUGCUACUUAAAGUCCUGGCCUUUGACCUGACCAUCCCAACAAUUAACCAGUUCCUGCUACAGUACCUGCACAAGCAAACUCUCAGCACAAAGGCUGAACAUCUUGCAAUGUACAUGGCAGAGCUGACCUUGCUUGAGGUGGACCCAUUCUUGAAGUAUGUUCCCUCACUGACUGCUGCAGCAGCUUAUUGUCUGGCCAACUAUACAAUUAACAGAAUUUUCUGGCCUGAUGCCCUUCAAUCAUUCACUGGUUACACCUUGAGUGAUAUUGCAUCUUGUCUGAUGGAUCUGCACAGAGCCUGCCUUAAUGCACCUCACCAGCUGCAACAAGCCAUUCGGGAGAAGUACAAGGCUCCAAAGUACAUGCAAGUGUCCCUUCUGGCAAUCCCUACAACGCUUCCUCUGUGA
Messenger RNA from Staurois parvus, 1161 nucleotides. Lineage: Eukaryota; Metazoa; Chordata; Amphibia; Anura; Ranidae. The record is from the annotation of a GenBank genome assembly.